This is a messenger RNA of Trichoplusia ni (cabbage looper), 840 nucleotides long. RefSeq names its product protein GVQW3-like. Gene Ontology annotation, molecular function: nucleic acid binding. The transcript has a single exon. The coding region runs from base 1 to 840 and encodes 279 amino acids. NCBI's taxonomy places the organism in Eukaryota, Metazoa, Arthropoda, Insecta, Lepidoptera, Noctuidae. The record is from RefSeq and is a predicted model, not a curated record.
AUGGAGAAAAUCGAGUUUCGUGCAGUGAUUAAAUUCCUUACAAAGCAAGGAAAAACGCCUCAGAUCAUUAUGGAAGAGAUGUCAUCUGUUUACGGAGACCUUUGUCCUGGAAAAACGAUGAUUUACAAGUGGCAUAGCCUUUUCAAGCAAGGUAGAGAUUCGAUUGAAGACGAUCCGCGCUCUGGUCGGCCAAUUGAGGCAACGUCCUCAGACAAUGUUGAAAAAGUCGAAAAACUUGUUCUUGAAGAUGCUCGUCUAAAGAAAAAGCAAAUCGCAGAGAUGACUGGAGUAUCGUCUACGACUGUUUUGAACAUUCUCCAUGACCAUCUAGGCAUGUCUAAGGUCUGUGCAAGAUGGGUGCCGAGAAUGCUCACACCACUUCAAAAACAGCAGCGCGUCGAGUGUUCUCGCGAGUUUUUGGCCCUGUGUAGUGAGAACAGGGUUGAGUUUAUGGACCGAAUUAUGACUGGAGAUGCAACUUGGGUUCAUCACUAUGAACCUGAGUCAAAGCAGGAGUCCAUGCAGUGGCAUAAAAAAGGUGCAGCGCCGCCUAAGAAGUUUAAGGUCUCACAAUCGGCCGGAAAGAUUAUGGCUACAGUUUUUUGGGAUUCUGAGGGGAUUUUAAUGAUUGAUUAUAAAGAUAAAGGUGUCAAUAUCACUGGAAAAUACUACGCUACACUGCUAGAGAAAUUAAAAAAAAACAAUCAAGGAAAAACGAAGAGGAAAAUGGUCUCGAGGUGUGUUCCUUUUGCACGACAACGCCCCCCUUCACAAGAGUCAUGUUGCGAUGGCUGCCUUACAGAAAUGUGGCUUCGGAACUUUAAAUCACCCUCCCUAUAG